This is a messenger RNA of Prorocentrum cordatum, 3060 nucleotides long. The record is from the annotation of a GenBank genome assembly. Lineage: Eukaryota; Dinophyceae; Prorocentrales; Prorocentraceae.
AUGCCUGGCCGCGAUCGGUUCAACGUGUGCGUGUGGCCCGUGAACGUUGAAGUGGGGGACAGCGGCGACCCGUUCCUGACCCCUGGCUUUCGCGGCAACCGGUGGGUGGCGAACGAUCUCGCGUUCGGCGACGUCAUCGUCCGUCAGUGCAUGUGCACGGCGCCCGACGUGCCGGCGCAGGGGGCGAAGUACUUGGAGCUGUGGCUCGGGAAGGCCGAUCACUCGCAAUGCACUCGGCGCGUUGUCGACGUGAUCACGGGCGCCAUUGGCUUGGGCGCCGUGGCGUGGGAUGCUGUGAAAAAAAAGAUCAUGGCAGUGGGCAGGCGCAAAGUCUUGCCGCCCCCGCUCGGCUACAAUGACACUGAGGACGAGCUGCCUUGCACGCUGAACAUCUUGAUUUGCAAGCAUCCCUCAGAACCAGGGCCACGCGUCAUUGUGAAGCACUUUUCGUUUCCCGGAAAGGGCCACGCCAUGUGCGCGGUCAAGGAGAACCUCGUCCAGGGCGACCCUUGCACGAUCGAUUGCAAGCCAGAUGUGUUCAACAGUUUGCGCGCGUUCCAACUUAUGAUCGAGCGGCUCGGCGGGUUAUUGUUCCGCUAUUGGAGGUUCGAACGCCGAGGAGGGGGGGGGUUUGCCGACGGGAUGCAGCGCGUCAAAGACGAGGCGCCGCGCGCGAAUUGGGACGGCGAGCAGUUGUUAUGGGUGGAGCAGGAAUACGUCGACCCAGACUUCCCGCUCCAGCACGUGAAGAAGGAGUUCGUUUGCAAGGUUCUCCAGAUUCUCAAGGACCGCGACCACUUCGCGGCCAAGGAGACGUACUACCCCUUGUUGAAGGGGGGCAUUCGGCCCGAGUACCAGCCCGUCGUUGACAAGAUCAUCCGCGCGCUUCUCGGCAGCGCCGCCCUCCUGAUUGGCGAGGCCAAAUUCGGGGAGACCCCUCUGAUGUAUAUUAUGGCCAUGGCGCUGGCCAGGUACCAUGCAGACUGCGCGAACGAGGCGCGCGGCCGCGCGGUUGCCGCCCUAGCAGUGCGCGUGGCUUCCGAGAUGGACUUCUUCAGGGGAGAGGUCGGAGGGGCGCGCCCCCCCUGCGUCUUCGACGACGGGGGCCUGGCUGACCAGAGGCCCCGCGUGCUGAAGGCAUUCUUCGACCCAACCCAGGUCGAGUCGAAUGUAUGCGUCCGUUGGGGCGCGGCUAAACUCAAAAGGAACCAAGCGAGCUUCGGCAGCGACAACGAGUAUGAUGCCGCCGCGGAGCCGACGCCGACUGAUGGGGCCUUCGCCGCGACUUCAAGGAACAAGGAGGCCCGCACUACGUCCUACCACGUCGUGAUGGUCAAGCCCGCGUUCCCAAAUAACCUCUCCCUGAGCAACAUUGGCGCCAUGCUCAAACGUUGCAACAUCCUGCUCAACACGACGCAGAACGUUUACUUCCGCCCAGCGGGCGCGAUCGCCGUCGUGGAGAAGGUGCCCCUCAAGGGCGGCUACAUCACGCCUGAGGCGGGCACGUGCCUCCAGAACUUCUUGCGGAACAACGCGCGGCGCAACCAGGAGGACUUCGACAACCUCUUGGCUUUCGAGAAGCGCGACAUGUUGAAGCUCAUGGGGGAGGCCAGAGCGCAGUAUAAUCAGGGCGGGGCCGAGCCCGCCGAGGAGCCCGCCGCGGAGCCCGCCGCGGUUUCGCCGCAGCCCGCUGCGUCGCCCAAUCCCGAUGGGGAAGAGCAUGGCUUGGGCUCAAUGUUCCAGGAGGAGGGGGAGGGCGCAUUUGGCUUCGGCGGCGGCAUGGGCGCCGCGCCAGAGGCGAUGCCAGCCCCCCCCCCCCCCCACCAAGCCAGUGAAGGCGGGCCAGGCGUGUGGAAGCGCAAGUUGAGCGGCGGCGGCGGAGUCAUCAAUCUGUGUUCUCCGUCACCGAAGAAGGUCCGCGUGGGCGCAAAUAAGUCUCGGGGGCAAGAGAAGGCCAAGCUUGACGGCUUGAUCUCGCAGUUCUCGGACGGCGUGGCAAGUUCGCUGUUCAGCUGCCGAACGCGUCGCGCGGCCCGCGCGAGCUGCGAGCUGGUGGCGAUGGGCAAGGCGUUGCCUGCUGCCAAGAGGGGCAAGGCCCGCGCUGCCGCGCAAUCUCAGGUUACCGCCAGGAGGCCAGCGGCGGCGCCCUCCGUCUUGAAGAUGCCAGCGGCUGCCGACCAGCUCGGCGCGCCCAAGAACGUGCCGUGCGUGCGCCGCGGGGCCCCGACCAAGAAUAUUUGCCAUGCGCAGGCCACGUGGGCGAGGUCCCUCAAGGAUUUCGUGCACAUGCCCGCGAAGACUAUCAUCGACAAGCUGACGCACGACAAGAUCCUCCCUGCUUGGAAGGGCGUCGCGUGCCCCUAUUGCGGGAAAGGCACUCUUGGCUCUCUGAAGCACUACGCCGAUUCGAAUGGAGGGUGGGCCUACCGCUGCAACAGCAACGAGUGCAAGCGCCGCGUGCCCCCGCACGCUUUCCACCCCCUCUUCAAGUGCGGUGCGGGGCAGUCGCGCGUGAGCUUGGCAGAUCAAGCUUCUGUGCUCUUCUGCUCAAUUGCGAAAUGCUCGCAGACUUCCGUGCGUUUUCUCUCGCGGAAGAAUCAUCAGUUCACGGGGGGCAUCUGCGAGUCCUUGCACGCGGUGCGCGCCAAGAGCGUGGUCCAGCACGAGAAGAACAUCAAGUUCGGCGCCGGCUUGCCCUGGGCGGACGUAGAAGCCGACGAAGUGGACAUCGCCAAAGGAGAAGACCCCAACACAGACACUGCGACUGACAACCCUAUCAUCUGGGAGCAAUGGGGCGGCAUGGUUCAGCGCGGAGACCAGAAAUCCCUAGUCUUGUUCAAGCUGGACCCAGCGAAGACAGAGGCGGGCGCCAGCGCAACAUCGUACUGCACGCGGACGGAGCUGCGGAAACACCUAGGGACUAAGAAGACAGUGAACACCAAGAUGCUGACUGACAAGAUCCGCUCAUACCAGUGGUUGUACUGGCACAGGGGCGAGGAUUUGUGGCUGGCAACAGGGAAGACGCUGGAGGAGGCCUUCCUCAAGGAGCACUGCCAGUGA